Molecule: messenger RNA, 444 nt
Organism: Hydatigera taeniaeformis
Lineage: Eukaryota; Metazoa; Platyhelminthes; Cestoda; Cyclophyllidea; Taeniidae
Source: the annotation of a GenBank genome assembly
UUGCUCAUAUCUUUCAUAAGGGUAUGGUUAGAGCAACAUCUUUCGGGUUUAAUUACCUCGCCUUGCGAUGGCACGGUACUUUAUCUUGGUCCCGUUGAUCGCGAGACGCGUAUGCUGGAGCAAGUGAAGGGGGUUACUUACAAUAUGGAUGAGUUUCUGGGGGAUCACCGUCAACUUUAUCAGUGUGUUAUCUACCUCGCACCCGGUGAUUAUCACCACUUCCAAUCGCCUGCCGACUGGACAGUCAGAACUCGACGUCACUUUACUGGUGAGGCUUUCAAACUAUCUCAUAUUAUUCCUAUCUUUUUCUUGGAUCGGAUGUUCUUUACAGCCAGCUGUAAUCCUUCAACGUCCCCUUAUUGUCCCACAUACCAAUUGUUUGAUUUGGAGACAAUCUUGACGGAUUCAAUAUUGCUUUCAAAGUUUGUGGCAAAAACCAAAUGA